Molecule: messenger RNA, 1083 nt
Organism: Trichoderma citrinoviride
Lineage: Eukaryota; Fungi; Ascomycota; Sordariomycetes; Hypocreales; Hypocreaceae
Product: Formyltransferase
Exons: 5
Coding region: 1-1083 (360 amino acids)
Biological process (GO): conversion of methionyl-tRNA to N-formyl-methionyl-tRNA; biosynthetic process
Cellular component (GO): mitochondrion
Molecular function (GO): methionyl-tRNA formyltransferase activity
Source: RefSeq, a predicted model, not a curated record
AUGAUACGACCAUAUAUUGCCGGAACGUUCGCCCCAAGGCUGAGAUUAGCCUUCCCACAAAGGCAAUGUUUCUCAUCUGGGACUACGAGAAAAGCUUCCGACCCGCUGCGGAUACUGUUUUGCGGCUCGGAUGCCUUCAGCUGUGAAUCCUUGCGGGCGUUGCACCGGGAGCAUGAGACGAACAGCGGCCUUGUCGAGGCGUUGGAUGUGAUGGUAUUGCCGCCGAGGCGGACUGGCAGGGGAUUCAAGGAGAUCAAGGAGGUGCCGUGUAAGUCUGUUGCAGAGCAUCUGGGACUAAGGAUACACCAACGGGAGACGUUUAGAGGCUGGAAUAUGCCGGAAGGGACCAAUCUGAUUGUGGUCGUCUCGUUCGGACUCUUUGUGCCCCCGAGGAUAUUGAAGUCUGCAAAAUAUGGGGGAUUGAAUGUUCACCCGUCACUCUUACCGCAUCUACGGGGACCAGCUCCCAUACAUCAUGCCAUGAUGCGCGGAGACGAAUACACGGGCGUCUCUCUUCAAACGCUGGACAGCAAAGCUUUCGACCACGGCACCGUCCUCGCCCAGACACCCUCUCCCGGCUUACCGAUACCGGCCGAUGCCACGCUCCAGCAGCUCACAGACAGCCUCGCCAAGGUAGGCGCAGAGAUGCUCGUCCAGGGACUGCGAGACGGGCUGCAUGUGCCGCCGUAUAGGGAUGCAGGGUGGAUGGCCGAGCAACUACUUGCCGAAAACGAUGAUGACGAGCAGCAACUGGUUCACGCGCCAAAGGUUGGCAAGGGGGAAUCACAGAUCAACUGGCUGGAGUGGAAGCCCUUGGAUUUUGAGCGGUUUGUUAAAAUCUUUGGUACGGUUUGGACGCAUGCGAGGAACGACAAGGGCAGGUUCAAGAGGGUGCUUUUCUUGGAUGCGCAGAGCGUGCCGCCUGCGGAAGAGGUUCAGAGGACUGUAAGGGUCGAUGAUGAGCGUGAUGCGGUCUAUGUGCGGACGGCGCAGGGGGGGUGGGUGCGUGUGAGGAGUGUCAAGGUUGAUGGGAAGACGACGCAGACGGCGAGGAUUGGCCUGAGGGAGUUUUUGAAAAGAUGA